Messenger RNA from Umbelopsis ramanniana AG, 345 nucleotides. RefSeq lists its product as uncharacterized. The transcript has a single exon. Gene Ontology annotation, molecular function: transcription cis-regulatory region binding; protein binding. Lineage: Eukaryota; Fungi; Mucoromycota; Umbelopsidomycetes; Umbelopsidales; Umbelopsidaceae. The record is from RefSeq and is a predicted model, not a curated record. Gene Ontology annotation, cellular component: nucleus. The annotation marks the transcript as partial. Gene Ontology annotation, biological process: positive regulation of transcription by RNA polymerase II.
AUGAAUGGACAUCGUGAAAUAGUAGACUUGCUGAUCAAACACGGCGCGGCUGUUGACGCUCACAAUUACAACGGACAAACUGUACUUCACUUGGCUGUAGAGAGAGGUCAUAAAGAAGUAAUAGGCUUGCUGCUCCACCAUCAGGCCGCUGUUGAUGUAAGAGAUAACUAUACAGAUACCCCACUUCAUAAGGCUGCAAGGAAUGGGCAUUAUGAUAUAGUAGACCUGCUGGUAAAUUAUGGCGCAGCUGUUGACGGAAGAAAUAGGUUCUUAAGUACUCCACUUCACUUUGCUGCAGAGAAGGGACACCAUAAAACAUUAGACCUGCUAAUCAAGCGUGGCGCG